CAAUACAACUGUCAAUGUCAAAUAAAGUGAACAGGCGACAGACGUGAAUUUCUGUGUUUUAUUUUCAAUUUCAUAAAUUCAGUGAGUGUUUCUAGUAAACUGUGCUAAAUACCUCCAUUCUUUAGUGAAAAACAUACUAACACGCAAAAGAUUCUUUAUUCACCGUGUAAGUCUCGACAACCUCAACCACGGCUUCCGACAAAAUAAACACCAAAGAACAGCCAAAUUACAACACAAUGUAUCAGAAUCAGGGAGGUUACCCGCAAGGCGGGUACCCGCAAGCCGGCUACCCUCAGGGCGGGUACCCGCCGCCGGGAGCGUACCCGCCUGGGGCGUACCCGCAGGGAGGGGCAGGGUACCCGCCUGGAGGGUACCCGCCGCAGCCGGGGUUCCAGCCAGGGUUCCAGCCGGGGUAUGGAGGCGCGGGAGGGUAUGGGGAGCCGACAGGAUACGGGCCGCCGGGCGCGUCCGGGAUGCCCGAGGACGGCGAGGUCAAGAACUUCGACUUCACCGACCAGUCCAUACGCAGGGCCUUCAUACGUAAGGUGUACUCCAUCCUGAUGGUGCAGCUCCUCAUAACGAUGGGCUUCAUAGCUCUGUUCCUCUACCACACGCCCACCAAGCUGUGGGUGGCGCGCAACCCCUUCAUGUUCUGGAUAGCGUUCAUAGCGACCUUUGUCUGUCUGAUCUCGAUGGCGUGCUGCUCCAACGUGCGGCGCCAGUCGCCCACCAACUUCAUCUUCCUCGGCAUCUUCACCGUCUGCCAGAGCUUCCUGCUCGGCAUCAGCGCCAGCAUGUACAGCGCUAGUGAGGUGAUGCUAGCGGUGGGCAUUACAGCAGCUGUGUGCUUCGCGCUCACGAUAUUCGCGCUGCAGACCAAGUACGACUUCACCGUCAUGGGAGGGUUCCUGCUGUGUGCCGUCGUUGUACUGAUGUUGUUCGGUAUAAUCUGCAUCUUCAUCCCUAGCAACCGCAUCGUGACCCUCGUCUACGCAUCUCUCGGCGCUCUCAUAUUCUCUCUCUACCUGGUCUAUGACACACAACUCAUGAUGGGAGGCAAGCACAAGUACAGCAUCUCACCCGAGGAGUAUAUCUUUGCAGCUCUCAACCUGUACUUGGACAUUAUUAACAUCUUCCUGUACAUUCUGACGAUUAUUGGAGCGUCGAGGGAUUAGGUUGGGGUUGAGUAGGCCGCGGGACGAUUUGGUUAGGUUUGCUUUGGUUGGAUGUGUCGGUGUUAGCCCCAGUUUCGCCAUAGACUGUUAAAACAUUUAACACUCCUGUUAGAUUUUAAUGUCAUCUCCAUAUUAAAUUCUUGACAGAUGUGUCAAAAUUCAACAAGUAAUCCCUUGUUUUGAUCUAACAGAGUAUGGUGAAACUAGGGCUUUUAUUGGGUAGAUAAGUUUUGUAUGCAUUUCUCGGUGUUUUUGUUCAAAAUUAUUGUAUUUGGAUGAUUAAAGCAUGUGAGGUCCACAAAAGCUAAUCUAUAAAGUGAACACCAAUAGAUGUGUAAUAAAUUUAUAAGUAAAAUGAGUGUGUAAUAUUCAUGUCAGUCUUGUAUUAUUUUACUUGUUUAGUCAUACUA
Plutella xylostella (diamondback moth) is the source of this 1585-nucleotide messenger RNA. The record is from RefSeq and is a predicted model, not a curated record. NCBI's taxonomy places the organism in Eukaryota, Metazoa, Arthropoda, Insecta, Lepidoptera, Plutellidae.